Messenger RNA from Monopterus albus (swamp eel), 1308 nucleotides. It is a transcript of the gene hadh, whose product is annotated as hydroxyacyl-CoA dehydrogenase. The record is from RefSeq and is a predicted model, not a curated record. Gene Ontology annotation, biological process: fatty acid beta-oxidation. The transcript has 8 exons. Bases 184 to 1107 code for a protein of 307 amino acids. NCBI's taxonomy places the organism in Eukaryota, Metazoa, Chordata, Actinopteri, Synbranchiformes, Synbranchidae. Gene Ontology annotation, molecular function: NAD+ binding; (3S)-3-hydroxyacyl-CoA dehydrogenase (NAD+) activity. Gene Ontology annotation, cellular component: mitochondrion.
AGGAAAAAGGACUCGCUCUUACGUCCUCGGUGGACCAAAUCGGCUUCCGGGUCGACCGAGGACGUAGGAACGACACACCGCAUAUCUGUGUAAAAGGUCAUGGAAGCGGCUGCAUGUUCACAUAACUGCUGGUCUGUCUGCUCGUUUCUGUCCUGAAGUCCUAGAGAAGCAAGUCUACACAUCAUGGCUUUCUUCACUCAUCAAAUAUGCCGGGGUUUCUCGUGUUCGGCUGUCAGGAAUGUGGUUAUUAAGCAGCUAACGAUAAUCGGAGGGGGUCUGAUGGGUGCAGGAAUUGCACAGGUUGCUGCAUCUACUGGCCACUCUGUGAAGCUGGUGGACACAUCUGACGACAUCCUGAAAAAGUCUGUAAAGGGAAUUGAAGGGAGCCUUAAAAGAGUGGUCAAGAAGAAGUUUGCUGAUAAGCCGGAGGCAGGUGAAGAGUUCAUCCAGAAAGUCCUACAGAAUGUGUCGACUUCGACAGAUGCUGGCUCCGCUGUUCAGGAUUCGGAUCUUGUGUUGGAGGCCAUUGUGGAAAAUCUAAAAAUCAAACAGGACCUUUUUGGUCGGCUUGACAAGCUGGCACCAGCACACACCAUCUUUGCCAGCAACACAUCCUCUCUGCCCAUCUCUGACAUUGCCAGCUCCACCAGCAGGCUGGACAGAUUCGGUGGCCUUCACUUCUUCAACCCAGUCCCUAUGAUGAAGCUUGUGGAGGUCAUUGCAACCUCAGCAACAAGCCAAGAGACAUUUGAUUCCCUUCUGAACUUCAGCAAAGCGAUGGGAAAAGUGCCAGUGUCCUGCAAGGAUACACCAGGGUUCCUUGUAAACCGCCUACUUGUUCCUUACAUGAUGGAGGCCAUCCGGUUGCAUGAGAGAGGUCAUGGAUCCAAAGAGGACAUUGAUAUUGCCAUGAAACUUGGUGCUGGUUACCCCAUGGGACCGUUCGAACUUGCGGACUAUGUAGGACUAGACACAAUCAAGUUCAUUGUAGAUGGUUGGAAUGCAAAGGAUCCUGGCAACCCGCUCUUUGCCCAGAGUGAACUCCUGAACAAGUUGGUUGCAGAGGGCAAAUGUGGCAAAAAGACAGGAGAAGGAUUUUACAAGUAAUUGUAUUGCAAGUUUUGUGUGGCUCAACCUCAUUGUGAAAGAACUAAUCCACCGAGGAAGGACUGAGAAGAAAAGAAACUAAAGAUGCCUGUGCCUUAAGUAUUUGUCUGCUGGUCCAUUUUCUUAUGGAUGUCCACUAAAUAAUACCUUAAUAUGUAUGAAGUGAUUCAAUGUAAUUCAGUAAAAUAGGUUUUACAAAUG